Messenger RNA from Peronospora belbahrii, 1266 nucleotides. The record is from the annotation of a GenBank genome assembly. Lineage: Eukaryota; Oomycota; Peronosporomycetes; Peronosporales; Peronosporaceae.
AUGAUCCGCAGUAUUCAUGAGCUUGUAGCUCCUGAAGAUGUAGGAACGACACUUCCCCAUGAACAUAUAUUACAUACGAUUGGAUCCAUUGCAUCAUCAAGUGGUUCUAGAGGAAAUCUCGAGAUUCGGUAUCAAGAUCUGAUUGAAUAUCGUCGAGCUCCAUUUGCUCAUGGUGGUCGCAAUUUGUUACUUCAGAAAGAGGACGAAGCUUUUCGAGAACUUGAGCGACUCGAGCAAUUAAAUGACAAGAAGUCCAAGGUUUUGAUUGUAGAUGUGACGCUUCCUAGUGAAGGACGUGAUGUGUUGAUUCCAGAACGACUGCAUUUAGUCAAGAGAUUCCAAGACGUGAUUUUCGUGACUGUUACGACAUUUGAACUCAACCAGAUGAAUGAGAAGUUUUUGUACAGGGGGGUAUCAAUACAAGAGACAAGUGAACGCAUUGCUAGGAGAUUGGAGGCAGAAUUAUUGUUUGGUAUGGAGAAAGGAGGCGUUGUGGUAUUUCCUGGGGCGAUAUACCAACAGAUACAUGCAAACAGUCAAGUACUUGGUCCUGAGGAGAUGAUUCUUGUGCAAGGUCUAGCAUUGGCUCAAGCGAGAACGCAUUGUCCUCUGUAUCUGUCGAUUUCUUAUAAUGAAUCGUGUGGAAUGUUACAUGGAACAUCAUCUUCAUUAGAUCAGGUAGUUCGAGCUUGGAUUUGUGCUUUGUUGGACGCUGGUGCUGAGGGGAAGAAAAUUGUCGUGUGUCACGUAAAUCGCUGGUGCCACGGACGUUUUGAAGAGGCUGGUUAUGCGUUUCUGUUGGAGCUGUUGGAUUUGAGUGUCACCGUGCUUUUCGACAUGAUUGGUCUGCUCGCUGUUAGUGAAGUACUGCUGAUUAAUCCAAGCUUUACACAAACAGGACUAAGUUCUGAUAAGCUUUUGGUAAAAGAUAACCAAGAGCCGAUUUCUGACAGUCGUAUCGUAGAGUGGAUUGUAAAGCUUCUGGAGCACAAGCCAGAAUACCUUUUCCAAAUACUAUUGUCUACCAACAUACACCAGCGAGUACAGUAUCGUUGCUAUGGAGGGGAGGCUACGCGUAUUUCUUGGUACGUUCCGCCGGAAGCACCGCCAAUUCCAAAGAAGUACCUGCAAUGCUCGAUCUGCAGCAACUAUUUUGAGCCUGUUGAGGGCGAAUAUUUUACCAAGUUUGCGUUUACAUACUGUGGUACGAAGUGCCUGCGUCGUCAUAGCCGGCAAAAGUUUGCCCCAACUCUGGCCAAAUCAUAA